UUUAACAAUAACAGCCAAGCGAGUUUCAGGUCUGCAUGGGCCAUAUUUAAGCUUUCUUCAUUGGAACUGAGUCUAAGAUGAAGUUAUGGGAUGUUUUGGCCACGUGUUUGUUGCUCCUGAGCUCUGUUGCUACACGGCCUCUCUACCAAAACACUCAGCCAGCCAAGAGGACUUCUUUCCCCAGCAGCUAUAGUGAUUCUGCGUCCCCGUCUGUGGAGGACGAAGAGCCAGCGUUCCAGCGUGAAGACCACAACCUGCAGGAUAUCGCCAUGGAGGAUCAAUAUGACAUCGCAGGUCCCUAUCCAGAGCAGUUUGAUGACGUAAUGGAUUUUAUUGAGGCUACCAUUGGCAGACUCCGAAGAUCGUCAGAGCCCAGCGGGGGAUCCAAGGGACGGAGGGAGCAGAGACAGAGGGGCGCAGCAAACACAGGAGGCACGAGAGGCGAGAGGAGAGGACAUGGCGACAGGAGGCGUGGUCGUAGUCGAGGUGGUAAAGGAGGGCGAGGCGACAAAGGGAAGGAGAGGAUAUCUGUGCAGACCAGAGGCUGCUUGCUAAAGGAGGUCCACCUCAAUGUGACGGACUUGGGGUUGGGCUACCAGACUAAGGAGGAGCUGAUCUUCCGGUACUGCAGCGGCCCCUGCGUGGAGGCGGAGACCAACUAUGACAAGAUCCUCAACAACCUCACACACAACAAGAAGUUAGACAAGGACACGCCGUCUCGCACCUGUUGUCGACCAAUCGCGUUCGAUGAUGACUUAUCUUUCUUGGACGACAAUGUAGUGUAUCACACGCUGAAGAAGCAUUCUGCCAGGAAGUGUGGCUGUGUCUGAGGAAGUGACAGGCAAGACCAUCAUCAGUAAACUAAGGAUCAGCUGGUGGGAUCUUUGUUGGAAAUGGGCAUAGGAGAUCGGAGCGGGAGUGUAUGGUUUCUCAUUUUUGUCAGUAGUGGUCAAAGAUGAUGCAACAGCCGUUAAAGAAGCAAAGUGUACAGUCCAUGUGCAGUCCUUUAGAACCCCUGACCAGUAUUUGACUGUUCCAUCAAACACAUGCAGAAAUGUAUGAGACCUGUACCAAUUUGCAGGAGAAAAGACACUGUUACACGUCCAUAUUUGCUAACUGUGCGGUCUAUAAGGUGACCGUGAAAAAAAAAAAACCUACUGGCUAAGUUGGCUUGUUUUUUCAUGGAGGAAUUCCUUUUCCCAGGAUCAUCAGUUUUUCCAUAGCUGACUCCAUAGAACAUGAAUGAAUGAUGAACGUGAAGAUUUGAGGAGUAUAUUCAGCUGCAGUCUAAAUCACUUCCACUGCAGUCUGGAUGUUGACAUUUACAUUCAGAGCCAAUGGAUGACAAAUACCACACCACAGUUCAGCAAAGACUUUUGGUGCAACAUAUCUACAUAAAAUCCAAUCGUAUAUACAUAUACACGUGUGUGUAAGAGGUAUAUUUAUUAAGAUGCAAAUUAACUUAUUGUUAUUUAUUUCAAUCCAUUUUAUGAAAGAAAUUGUAAUUUUUCCUAUUUAUUUAAAAGCUUUGUUUGUCCUGGAUGAUGCCAAUGUGGAGCAAUUUCUCAAGCAAAAUCUAAAAAAGGUGAUCCAGAACUGCUAAACACUCUCCCACACAUCUUAAUGAUGCUUAUUCGCUUCACUUACUGUAGAUUCCAGAGUUUGUCAAUUCAUGACUCCAAAGGAUCAUCAAUUGCUAUCCAGUUAAGAGAAGGGUAGAAAGAGCCACAGAGAAAGGGACCAAUAGAAUAUUUUUGAUUGAAUUGAUUGGUUUUGGAGAAUUUUGAGAGACGACAGGGUAGAUUAUUUGGGGGAAAUUUCACCUCAUUUUUCUCCGAUGUGACCAUGCUAACACAGGGUGGACUUCAGAUGCUGCUCUCUCAGCAUAUUACUUUUUGUUGUUUGUUUAUAAGACAAUUGUCAGGUUAAUCUACCCAGGAUAGAUUUAAUGCCACUCCAAAUAGGAGUCAUCACAUCUUUUAAUUGAAAUCUAAAAUCAACAUGAGAGUAGUGGUCUCUCCAAGGAUCUGCAGGUGCCUUUUAGGAUCCAACUUUUGAUGCCCAGAGUACAGAAGCUGCUAGAAUGCCUGCCUAUCAGCAUACAUUACCCAAAACCUCAGUCUGGCCUUGCACCAAGUCUGAGCAACGGCUUUGCAGUGGUUCCUGUCCCAAUAGGCUUUAAAGUUCACAAGACUGCUUGUGUUUCUGUCUUGACUUUGACAGACAGGUUUUACUCCCUGAAAGGGGAUUUGAAAGUGAUCCUCUAACAUGAGUCUUAACCAAAUAUCCCUGUAGGCAAAGGCAUGUUGGUGAAGGCAGUUUAAGGAAGAUCUAGCAACUGUAGCUGCUGUCAUCGCACAACUGAUGUAAAUAUCUCAAGACUAGACGCUUGGACAAAAGAAUAUGUUUUGGACUUACAGACGGAAGGGGUAGCCUCAACAUGCUUUCUACAUGUAAUAACUUGUUCAGCCAAGUUUAUUCCCAAACUAUACACAAAUAUGAAUCCAGGAAAACAGGUGACUCUUUAAAAGCAAGUUGCUUUGCCCAUCAAGACCCUGCGAGGGGAUCGUUUUAAGUGGAACAAAGAGAGCCUUCGGGUAGGUCUUGAUGUUAGCACGGAUUAGGGACCAAGGUAUCUGUGCCCACCCAGCAGCAAGCAAGCCAGCUUUACUGUGUAAUCCCCCUGCACACAGAACAAAUCCACUGCAUCAAGCUGAAUUUAGGCCAAACACUACACAGAGAGGGAAAAAAAACUUGAGCUUUUAUCACAGCAUACCUCAUCAAUUGGAUCAUCUUCCCCUUUAACAACUGAUUCGUCCAUAAACCUUUCCAGAUGAGAAUGUGCAGUUAGGAGACUUCCCAGAAGCCUUAGAGUGCCUUGCUACUCUCCGAUACCAUACAUUUAAGUGUGUAAACUGUGACCACUAGCCCUCUCAUCUUCAUGACUGUUUGCUCAACUGUUCCUUGGCAAUUUUAGUCCUCCGGUUUGGAUUUAAAAGGUAAACAAGCAAAAGGUAAAGAUGCGAAGGAAUCCUCCGUGUUAAUAAUAAAAGAAGGGAUUGGAUUUCUUUUUCACUCAUUGUUUCAACACCUCUGUGAAAAACCUGUCACGUCGUCUCACUUGUUUUGUGUUACAGAACC
Messenger RNA from Perca flavescens (yellow perch), 3141 nucleotides. RefSeq names its product glial cell derived neurotrophic factor a (gene gdnfa). The record is from RefSeq and is a predicted model, not a curated record. The transcript has 3 exons. Bases 78 to 830 code for a protein of 250 amino acids. Gene Ontology annotation, molecular function: growth factor activity; glial cell-derived neurotrophic factor receptor binding; receptor tyrosine kinase binding. NCBI's taxonomy places the organism in Eukaryota, Metazoa, Chordata, Actinopteri, Perciformes, Percidae. Gene Ontology annotation, biological process: negative regulation of neuron apoptotic process; positive regulation of branching involved in ureteric bud morphogenesis; peripheral nervous system development.